AUGGACAGAGCAAGCAGAACACAAGCCUUUAAGGAGAACUUACUAACCGAGCGACUUGGACCCGGAAAGUUUGGAAUCGUCUACAAAGCGUUUUAUGGAGAUCGCUGGGCUGCAGUUAGGAAGUUUUCCAGAUUCCAAGAUGUCGCAACUUGGAAUCAAUCUGUUCAGACAUUAAUUGAUGUGAAUCAUGAUAAUAUAAUCAAGAUUUAUGAUUUCAUACUUCAAAAGACAGACGCAUACCUUAUUAUGGAGUACGCCGAGAAUGGUUCAUUGCACAAUUAUCUUCAUAAUAAAAGAACGCCAGCGCAUUAUUCAUGGCAAGUUGCCCUUAACUGGGGUCUGCAAAUAGCAGAAGGCAUUGCCUUUUUACAUGGUCUGAUGCCCAAGGGUAUAAUACAUGGGCAUAUUAGGCCGGGAAAAAUAUUAAUCUCGAGAGGAGGACGCACACUAAAGAUUGAUAAUCUGGACUCGGCUUUUCAUAAUAAUCGAAUGCUAAUUGGUUAUACGGCACCUGAGGCAAUCGAAAAUGGGGUAUAUACUGAGAAAAUGGAUGUUUAUAGUUGGGCAACAACAUUUUCGGAACUUCUCACACUACAAAAACCAAUCUAUAAUGUUGCACCUCCCUUGGAUUGUAUGCUAGAAGGAACUCCAGAAGCUGUAAAAGUAUUGAUCUCUAAAUGUAGAGUUAGGUCAAUCAACGAGAGAUUUACCAUGAGACAAGCAGCCAUUAGUCUUAAAAGAAUCAUUUCCAGUAGUUCUUCAAAACUGGGUACCCUGUCGACUCUAGAAGAAGUUCCCUUUACAGAAUUACAGCUUGGCAAGAAACUUGGUUACGGUUCAACCGGAAAUGUACGCAAAGCCUUUUUCCGCGAUAAAAUAAUAGCCUUGAAGCAAAUUUAUUAUACUGUGGAUCCAAUGAGCGUUAAAAAACAGCUUAUUAGUCUAUCAUCUGUACAUCAUAUCAAUGUGACAUCAUUAUUUGGCGUUACACUUCACGAUGGAACACUUAAUUUACUUCUGGAAUAUGCCGAAAAUGGAUCGUUACAUGAGUUCUUGCACGGACCGAUGCAAUACAAUUAUUCAAAUAAACUUGCCCUAGACUGGGGCAUUCAAAUUGCGAAUGGUAUGGCCUAUUUACAUGAUAUGAGACCCAUUUCCAUAAUACAUGCAAAUGUAAAUUCACGAAAUAUUCUAAUAUCCAGAGGAGGGCAACUUUUGAAACUCAGUUUGCCGAUGAAAUCAAAAAAAUUACAUUCAGUCCACAUAGCACCAGAGGUUUUUAAAGAAAAUGUAAGCACAGAGAAGAGCGACGUCUAUAGUUGGGGAUUUAUUAUGUGGGAAGUCCUGUCGCGAAAAGAACCGCUAAGAGAUCAAAAAUUAUUAUUUGAUAAUCAAAUCGACUGUCCGCAGGAACUUAAAGUUUUAAUUCAAAAGUGUUCAGAACAAAAAGCAGCACAGCGACCGACAAUAAAAACUAUUAUAAGCCAAAUGAUAUUGAAUACCAAAACUUUGAUUCCAAAUAACGACGAAGAAUUUCAGAUGCCUCAAGUAGGUUCUGACAUUGUGCAUAAACAUUUCUGGCAAGACAAACUAAUAGCUGUGAAAAGAUGUCAUAGAUAUAACAAUAAGACAAAAACUAUGGACGAAAUCAAUAAUCUGUCCCAACUUAAUCAUGUGAAUGUUAUUGCUAUUUAUGGCUAUAGUACAAUUGAAAAUGUUAUUUAUAUACACAUGGAAUAUGCCGAAAAUGGAUCAUUGCACAAUUUCUUGCAUGGAGCAUGGCAGCCAGAAUAUUCGUUAUCUUUAGCCAUUCAUUGGGGUCUUCAAUUAGCUGAGGGCAUUAACUACUUGUAUUCCAUGGACAUUAGACAUGGUGACAUAAGACCCAAUAAUGUCUUUCUAUUUUCAAAUUGUCGACUCUUAAAGAUCGGCAACUUUGAAUCAUUUUAUGCACUUGAAACGACACGAGACCGUAUCAAUUGGUAUCGAGCACCAGAUGUUUAUCCCACCUACAAAAGCGAUGUCUAUAGCUGGGCCAUCACCAUGAACGAAAUACUGACGCGUGAAGAACCAGAUGAUGAACCCUUCAUUGGAUUUGCAAAUAUCUUUAUUAGCGAAGAAGGACCCGUAAUGGGAGACAAUGGAGGAUUGAUGGCCGACUGCCCGCAGGGUUUAUUGGAUCUAUUAGAGCAAUGCUGGCAAAAAGACAAGUUCAAACGACCUUCAAUGGAUUACAUUGUGGAUGAAUACAAAAAUCUUUACUCCUUUCCACACGCUUUACUGACACAUUGGGAUUCAGCAGAGUCCCUUAAGAGCCUCGAUCAUGGAUGUUUUAAAUGUGUUGUAAUGUAGAAUUAAUUUUAUCUUAUAUUUAUGGAAUCUUCGCUUUAAAUAUAUUUUCUUCCUUAAGAGUUA
Molecule: messenger RNA, 2415 nt
Organism: Drosophila willistoni
Lineage: Eukaryota; Metazoa; Arthropoda; Insecta; Diptera; Drosophilidae
Product: tyrosine-protein kinase JAK1-like
Exons: 11
Coding region: 1-2352 (783 amino acids)
Biological process (GO): JNK cascade; positive regulation of canonical NF-kappaB signal transduction; protein phosphorylation
Molecular function (GO): MAP kinase kinase kinase activity; magnesium ion binding; ATP binding
Source: RefSeq, a predicted model, not a curated record